Morus notabilis is the source of this 1866-nucleotide messenger RNA. Its product is annotated as DNA polymerase lambda. Gene Ontology annotation, cellular component: nucleus. The coding region runs from base 9 to 1592 and encodes 527 amino acids. The record is from RefSeq and is a predicted model, not a curated record. Gene Ontology annotation, molecular function: DNA-directed DNA polymerase activity; DNA binding. Lineage: Eukaryota; Viridiplantae; Streptophyta; Magnoliopsida; Rosales; Moraceae. The transcript has 13 exons. Gene Ontology annotation, biological process: double-strand break repair via nonhomologous end joining.
UGUCGUUUAUGAGAUUUUCGUUGUUAACGAAAAGGGAGCUAUUCCAAUUGUCGGUGUUGAAAAUGGCGCCAAAGAAGAAGAAGAGCAAGAACAGCGAAGGCUCACCGUCGCUGGAGCGACCUUCCGCGCCCACUGGAAUGUUCUCCGGCAUGGUCGUCUUCUUAGUCCCUAUCGGAGUCCCCAUCCGUCGUUUGCAGAUAUGGAAGCAGAAACUGCAACAAAUGGGAGCCACCAUUGAAGACCGUCUCACCAAAAUCGUCACCCAUGUCUUCGCCAUCAACUCCGAUUCGCUUCUCCAACAGAUUGACGCCGAUCGCUUGUCCCGAUUCCAAGGAAGAGUUUUGGUCUACCGGUGGUUGGAAGAUAGCUUGACCUCGGGAGAGAAGGUGUCCGAGGACAUGUAUGACAUCAAAAUGGAGUCUGAAUCUGAAGCCGAAGAAAGCGCAAAACGCAAGGCUAGUGAUCAGAAAGAAGAACACAAGGACCAAGAAGAAGAUCGUGGCUCAGAUAGUAAAAAGAUCAAGUCUUAUGAUACUAAUGUUGAUAGCGAAACUAAAGCUACAAGUGAGACUGGUUUGAGCAACUAUAAUCCGCCUGACUUGAACAAGAACAUAACUCAGAUAUUUGGGAGGCUCAUUGACAUAUAUAGAGCGUUGGGCGAUGAUAGGAGGUCAUUUAGCUAUUACAAGGCAAUACCUGUUAUUGAGAAGUUUCCUUUCAAUAUUGAGAGUGCUGAGCAGGUCAAACACUUGCCCUCCAUUGGCAAGUCCAUGCAAGAUCAUAUUCAAGAGAUUGUCACCACUGGGAAAUUAUCCAAGUUGGAGCAUUUCGAAACAGAUGAAAAGGUACGAACUAUUAGCCUAUUUGGUGAAGUUUGGGGCAUUGGUCCUGCCACUGCGUUGAAAUUAUACGAGAAAGGACACCGAACACUGGAUGACUUGAAGAACGAAAGUUCAUUAACAAAUGCACAGAAGCUAGGUCUAAAGUAUUUUCACGACAUCAAGCAGAGGAUACCACGUCAUGAGGUUCAAGAGAUGGAAUCCCUUUUAAAGAAAGCUGUAGAGGAUAUUUUACCUGGGGUGGUAGUCAUCUGUGGUGGAUCAUUUAGACGCGGGAAAGCUUCCUGCGGGGAUAUGGACAUUGUUAUCACACAUCCAGAUGGAAAGAGCCAUAAAGGAUUUUUACCAAAAUACGUCAAGCAUUUAAAGGAUAUGAAUUUUUUAAGAGAGGAUCUGGUUUUCAGCACUCACAGCGAAGAGGGUACUGAUUCUGGUGUUGACACGUAUUUUGGUCUUUGCACGUAUCCUGGAAGAGAGCUACGACACCGCAUAGAUUUUAAGGUGUACCCCCGUGACAUAUUUGCGUUUGGACUGAUAGCAUGGACUGGAAAUGAUGUACUAAACAGGAGGUUGAGACUGCUGGCUGAAUCAAAAGGAUUUCGGCUCGAUGAUACGGGGUUGUAUCCAGCUACGCACGGAUCUCCUGGCAAACGGGGAACAAAAGCUACCGCGAGUUUGAAAUUUAACGAAGAGAAAGAGGUGUUUGAUUUCCUUGGCUUCCCUUGGCUUGAGCCGCACGAAAGGAACUUAUGAUGAUGAAAUAUGAAUAGUUGUGUUGGCAGUGUUUGUACAUAGCAGAAGCCCACUUGAGUUUUGUAAAUGUGGAAAGCUCCUAACCCUGUUGUAGCGAUAGAAAUGAAAGAAGUUGGGAAGUUAUUUUGUUGCUUCUGUCGUAGAACAACUACUAGAAAACUUCCGCUUGGGAGGAUUUUAUUUUAUUUUUUUUGUAAAGAGUUUAGCCGUUUGGACAAAUUUACUCGAGUAUCUACGGAUAUUUCUUCGAAUAUAUCUGCAAAAUAUUCACUGA